Molecule: messenger RNA, 3603 nt
Organism: Phanerochaete carnosa HHB-10118-sp
Lineage: Eukaryota; Fungi; Basidiomycota; Agaricomycetes; Polyporales; Phanerochaetaceae
Exons: 11
Coding region: 65-3337 (1090 amino acids)
Biological process (GO): cytosolic ribosome assembly
Cellular component (GO): ribonucleoprotein complex; cytosol
Molecular function (GO): GTPase activity; ribosome binding; GTP binding
Source: RefSeq, a predicted model, not a curated record
AUUCUGCUCUUGUUGGUCCCGCUCGCUCGCUCGCUCUGUUUCUCUCUUUCCCGACAACCACGACAUGGAAAGUGCAGGGGCACUCGAUGUGCGCAACGUUACAACCAUCGGCCACGUCGAUCAUGGCAAAACAACGCUCAUGGAUGCGCUGCUCGCUGCAAAUAAUAUCAUCUCGUCUCGUAUGGCCGGUAAAAUACGUUACCUGGACAGCCGUGAGGACGAGCAGGAGCGAGGCAUUACUAUGGAGAGUAGUGCAGUGUCCCUCAGAUUUAAGGUUAUGGAGAAGACGGCGGAAGGAGGAAGCUCUCCAAAGACAUAUGUCGUGAACAUGAUCGAUACGCCAGGUCAUGUCGACUUCUCGAGUGAAGUUUCAACUGCCUCCAGGCUGUGCGACGGUGCUCUUGUCUUGGUCGAUGUCGUAGAAGGCGUAUGCACGCAGACCAUCACUGUGCUAAGGCAAGCAUGGCAAGACAGAUUGAAGCCCAUCCUCGUUAUAAACAAAUUUGACCGACUCAUUACGGAACUCAAGCUCGCGCCUAUAGAAGCAUACCACCAUCUGUCCGACCUGAUAGAGCAGGUGAAUGCCGUCAUGGGCAGUUCUUUCGCGGGGGAACGAAUGGAAGAUGACUUGCGGUGGCGAGAAGAACGCGAACGUCGUCUCGCUGCCAAGAAAGAAGAGUAUGCCGAAGAGGUCGAUGCCAUCGUUAACGAAGCAGAGGAAUACGAAGAGAAGGACGACGAGGACAUCUACUUUGCUCCGGAGCGUGGCAAUGUGAUCUUUGCAUCGGCAAUUGAUGGCUGGGGUUUCCGCAUCGGCAAAUUUGCGCACCUAUAUGCAGUCAAGCUGGGCAUCAAGGAGGCAAACUUGCGAGCCGUCCUGUGGGGUGACUUCUACCUCGACCCAAAGACGAAACGGAUCAUCAGUCACAAGCAUUUACGAGGUCGUAACUUGAAGCCACUGUUCGUGCAGUUUGUUCUUGAGAACAUUUACGCUGUCUACGACGCCGUCGUGACUAAUCCAAAUCCUGACAAGGUUACAAAGAUUGUGGCCGCAUUAAACCUCAAAAUUCCCCCACGCGAAUUGAAGUCCAAGGAGACAAAACAGUUGCUAGGACUGAUAUUCUCGCAGUGGUUAUCUCUCUCAUCUUGUGUCAUCCAAUCUAUCAUCGAUGUCGUCCCUCCCCCGCCGACAGCUCAGCGCACCCGUAUCCCGAAGAUGCUGUACCCAGACUUGUACGAGACGACCGUUGAACCCAAAAACAAGCUCGAAGAAAAUCUUUACUCUUGCGAUGCAUCCCCUGGAGCCUCUAUCACUGCGCUCGUCAGCAAGAUGUUUGCGGUGCCCACUGAGGAGCUGCCCGAGAACAAACAGAAGCCAGCUACAGCAGAAGAGCUACGUGCGAAAGCCAAGGCGGCACGUGAGGCACGUGAGGCGCGGAAGGCAGCCGAGAAUGACCAAGAGGAUAAGCCCACUGAUGUCGAGUCGACGCCGCUGGAGGUUGCACUUGAUAAGAUGCGCGUCGAGGAUCCAAGUGUUGAAGUGAAUCUCGAGCGCGGCGAGACUUUGCUUGGAUUCGCACGCAUAUACUCUGGUACGAUUCGCAGCGGCACCCGUAUCGCGUGCAUCCUGCCGAAGUACCAGAACAGCUUGGGUCCGAGCCAUUCGAGGAAUGAACGGCAUGUAGUCGUCACCGAGGUCGAGGGCCUGUAUGUCAUGAUGGGCAGAGAGCUCGUCCCCGUGGAGAGCGUGGGCGCUGGGAAUGUCUUCGCCAUCAAAGGUUUGGAGGGGAAGGUCUGGCGGAAUGCGACUUUGUGCGCGCCAAGCAACCAGGGUGUCGGUGAGAACCCUGACCUGUCCAGCCUCAAGGAGUGUCUCGUCAAUCUUGGCGGCGUGGCCCGCAUGGCCGCGCCGAUCGUCCGCGUCGCCCUGGAACCUGAGUCUCCAGCGGAUAUGCCAAAACUGAUAAGUGGCCUGAAGUUGCUCGCCCAAGCGGACCCUUGCGUCGAGACCUUCCAGCAGCAGACUGGAGAGCACGUCAUCCUGACCGCCGGCGAGCUGCACUUGGAGCGAUGUUUGAAAGAUCUACGAGAGCGAUUUGCAAAGAUCGAGAUCCAAGCUUCCAAACCUAUCGUCCCCUUCCGCGAGACGGCCGUGAAAGGAGUUGAAAUGGCUCCCCCCAAGUCGGGCAGUGCAAAGCGAGGCACAAUUCAGAGUGCUGCUGCGCACAACUUGCUCAAGUUCACCAUCCGCGCCGCCCCACUCCCGAAGUCCAUCUUCGAUUUCCUCCGCGACAACCUCGCUCUACUACGACGUAUGAGGCAGGAACGCGCGUCGCGCGAAGAAGAUCCCUCGCGGCCGUCGUCACCUUCACGUGGCGCAGAGGAGAAUAAUGGCGAGGAAAAUGACGAAAGGAAUUACGACGAGACGGAUGACCUCGAUGAGGUCGACCUCCAGGGUGAGGUGCUCAAGCGACCGAGCAUCCGCGCAGAGGACUUCUGGCCUGCGUUUGAAGCGAAGUGCAAGGAGGUCGGCGGCGAGUGGGAGGAUGUUCCCGAGCGGCUGUGGGCGUUUGGGCCGCAGAAGGCUGGGACGUGUCUGUUGGUAGACGCGAGGCCUGGGCAGCCGACGUCAUUCAGGAAGCGGCUCGCGAAGGAGAUGGAUAGGCAGAAGGACCAGGACCGGACGGACCGCGACUUUGAAAAUCACCUCGAGACCGGCUUUCAGCUGGCAUCGUUCCAAGGACCGCUGUGCGCUGAGCCGAUGGAGGGAUUAGCCUUCUUUGUCGAAAGCCUUGAGAUUGACCGGUCGGGCAUCGAGACUGAGCAAGAACACAACAGAAUGGCACAGGUGACGGGUUCGUUCAUCUCUACGGUCAGGGACGCCUGUCGAAAUGGACUCUUGGACUGGUCGCCCCGGCUGAUGUUGGCAAUGUACGAGUGUGACAUCCAGGCAUCUACUGAUGUUCUCGGGAAGGUUUAUGGUGUCGUUGCAAAACGCAGAGGCCGCAUUGUCGCAGAGGAGAUGAAGGAAGGCACAGCCUUUUUCACUGUUCGCGCGCUACUUCCUGUAGUUGAAAGUUUCGGCUUCGCCGACGAGAUACGAAAGCGCACAUCCGGCGCCGCGAGUCCGCAGCUCAUUUUUGCGGGAUACGAGAUGCUGGACCAAGAUCCGUUCUGGGUGCCGACGACGGAAGAGGAACUCGAAGACCUCGGCGAGAAGGCGGACCGCAUAAACGUCGCGAAGGCAUACAUGGAUGCUGUCCGUGGGCGCAAAGGUCUAUUUGUCGACAAGAAAAUUGUUGAGUUUGCCGAAAAGCAGAGGACACUCAAGCGGUAAGAUGGACCAAGUUGGUGUAUAUGCGGGCUGUAGUGUAUUGGAUAACAGUUGUAUUAUAAUCAUAUUUCAGGGCUGAGUAGUCAUCGCCGUCAUGACCUGGUACGGAACACAAGCAGACUUGUAGAUGAACAUCGUCAAAACGUAGGUCUGCUAGACAGGUUGCUGACAUAGAGCCUCAGAUCCACACUGAAGACCCGACCACGGACGUCGAGCCUCCCUUCCGGAGCUCCUUUAUCACGCGUUGAAAUUCAUUCGCUCAACGGAGG